UUUUUCCUGGACUGAAUUUUUCCCCUUCUCAGCAUCAGUAGCAGAGAGACAGCCUCCGAUGACUGUACGGCGGACCUGGCUGUAGUUUUCGUUUAAAAAAAAAAAAGAGAAGGGGUACGUACAAGGACAGCGAUUACGGACAAAAUACAUGACGUCCUUUAAGGGUUUUUGAUUUGGAAGAUCGGUCUUCUGUUCAUUCUGACAACGACAACAACCAGGAAGGUCUAGAGAGGGAGGACAAAAGAGCUGAACCAUGUCAGCCAGAGGGGGGAAGAAGAAGACCACUAAGCUGUCGCGCUCGGCGCGGGCGGGCGUCAUAUUCCCCGUAGGCAGGAUGAUGCGCUACCUGCGCACCGGCACACACAAGUACCGCAUCGGCAUGGGCGCGCCGGUCUACAUGGCAGCCGUCAUCGAGUACCUGGCAGCUGAGAUCCUUGAGUUGGCCGGCAACGCAGCCCGGGACAACAAAAAGGGACGUAUCACCCCCCGGCACAUCAAGUUGGCAGUGGCCAACGACGAGGAGCUCAAUCAGCUCCUGCGAGCAGUCACCAUCUCCAAUGGCGGUGUGCUGCCCCGCAUCCACCCUGAGCUCCUGUCCAAGAAGAGGGGGGGCCGCGUCAAGGUGGAGCCCCAAGUCAUCGUCGCCGAAAAGACAAACCGUGGAAAGGGCGUCAAGAGGCCCCCUGGCAAGAGGAACAAGGGGAAGCCAGGACGCAAGCCCAAGAAGAGCACAGAAAACGACAAAGAGCCCAGCAGUAGCUCCCCCACAGAUGACGGCCUGGGCGACGGCUUCACCAUCCUCUCCGCCAAGAACCUCUUCCUCGGACAGAAGGUGUCCCUCACAGAGAGUGAAAUCGGCAAAAUCGGCUCCAUCAAAGUGGAGGGAAUCAUCAACCCCACCAACGCGGACAUCGACUUGAAGGAUGGAUUCGGUACGGCACUGGAGAAGGCCGGGGGCAGAGAGUUCCUGGAGGCAGUGAAAGAGCUGAGAAAAUCACAGGGCCCUCUGGAGGUUGCCUCAGUGGCGGUGAGCCAGGCGUCAGGCAUGGCGGCUCGUUUCGUGAUCCACUGUAACGUUCCCCACUGGGGCUCAGAAAAGUGUGAGGACCAGCUGGAGAAGACGGUGAAGAACUGCCUCUCCGCCGCCGAGGAGAAGAAACUCAAAUCAGUCGCCUUCCCCCCACUCCCAUCCGGCAGAAACGGUUUCCCGAAGCAGACAGCAGCCCAGCUCAUCCUGAAGGCCAUCUCCAGUCACUUUGUUACCAUGACGACCUCCUCUCUGAAAAACAUAUACUUUGUGCUUUUUGACAGCGAGACCAUUGGCAUCUACCUGCAGGAGUUGGCCAAGCUGGAUGCCAAAUGAGGAGAGCCAGCCCACCACAGCGCUUCAUUCCUGCGUUUGUUUUUUCUUUUUGUUUUGAUUUAUAACAGCGUGGCAGUUGCCGUGGCGACUCCGGAUAGACGUUUCCGCGGCUGGCAUUGUGUUUGGUUGAGGAUUCCUUAUGUGGAUGUGGUUUUUAAAAGAGGGAUAACCAAAAGAAAGUCUUUUUUUGACAAUGUGUUUUGAAUAAGGAUAUUUGUGAGUGUCGUACUGGUUUCCCAUUAUGUUACACUGUUUUCCCUCUUGUCAGGGAACCUCAUAUGUGUAGGUUAGAUGAAACAGCCCCACCAACCCCUCUCCUGCCCAGAACUUGACAUUGUAUCCCUAGAUGAUUUGACAUUCCAUGUACAAAGUUCAUGUCUGGAGGUCUGACGUUGUUUUGUUCUCAUGUUUUUCCCUCAGAUGCUCUGUGUAGUUUCUGAUAAAAGUUAGUUUACUAAGAAAAAAAAAGGUUUCUCAUACUGGUUUGAAAUAAAAUCUACAAUUUUACACCAUA
Messenger RNA from Clupea harengus (Atlantic herring), 1877 nucleotides. It is a transcript of the gene macroh2a2, whose product is annotated as macroH2A.2 histone. The record is from RefSeq and is a predicted model, not a curated record. Gene Ontology annotation, molecular function: structural constituent of chromatin; DNA binding; protein heterodimerization activity. Gene Ontology annotation, biological process: nucleosome assembly. Gene Ontology annotation, cellular component: nucleosome. Lineage: Eukaryota; Metazoa; Chordata; Actinopteri; Clupeiformes; Clupeidae.